AUGGGCAGUGCCGGCACACCAACAUGGCUCGACAAGCUCGAGGAGCAGUUAAAUGUGGACGUGGACUGGAUGGACCCCGAAUACAUCAAAGGCAUGCCGAUCGUGCCUCACGACCAGACUAGCAAUCAACUUUGGGUUGACAUUCAACUCGGCGAUGAUUCGAACCGGGACCUAUUGCUCGAGACGGCCAAGGAACUCAAGAACGAAGGCUGGCUUGCCAUCUACACUCGCAUGGCUGUUCUGAUGUGCAAGAAGAAUAUCGACUCUAUCAGGGGCCGCGUUCUACUCCAGACGCUUCCGUCGAAUGCUUUCCGCUUCCAGGAAACCCUCGACCAUGCGCGCCUCUAUGACAAAGAGUUCGCUCGUGCAGGGAUCGGCCGCGACAGAUAUUGCAUCAAAAUUCCCUCGACGGGCCCUGCUUUGAACGCAGCCAAGGUUCUCUCAUCGGAGGGUAUCCCUACACUCGGCACGGCCCUGUUCAGUCUUCCGCAAGCCAUUGCGUGUAGUCAGGCUGGCAUGCUUUACAUCAGCCCCUACUAUAAUGAGGUUCUUGCUCACGAUGAGCCAGAAUUGUGGCCCAACGUGAAGGAUCCAGCAGUAGAGCACCCGAUUUUCAUCACUGUUCAGGAGGCCAUGGCUGCCGGUGAAAUGGGCUGCCACUCGGCGACUAUAUCGCACACGGUCCUGAACGAGCUUGCGAAGCUCCCUUACGUCGCCUCUGAGCAGCCGGGCCCCGAUGUCCCCAAGCCGGUGCACGUCUACAAAGACGCCCCGCCCGUAUCGGACCGCCUCCGCAAGCUUCUCAGCAUCGACCCUCUAGCUGGUCCUGACUGGAAUGGGAAGUUGGCGAGCACAAAUGUGGAUUAUCUCGCUGACGGUGGCGCGCCCCUGCAGAACGCUAUCGAGGCGGACGCGGUGACGAAGAAGAGACUAGCCGAUGCGAUGGCCCUGUUCACAGGCGGGCAGGAGAGGAGCCGUGCUAAGAUUGAGGAGGUGCUUCCGUUGGUCUGA
Messenger RNA from Verticillium alfalfae VaMs.102, 1011 nucleotides. Its product is annotated as transaldolase. The transcript is spliced from 5 exons. Gene Ontology annotation, biological process: carbohydrate metabolic process; pentose-phosphate shunt, non-oxidative branch. The record is from RefSeq and is a predicted model, not a curated record. Gene Ontology annotation, molecular function: transaldolase activity. Gene Ontology annotation, cellular component: intracellular anatomical structure. NCBI's taxonomy places the organism in Eukaryota, Fungi, Ascomycota, Sordariomycetes, Glomerellales, Plectosphaerellaceae. Bases 1 to 1011 code for a protein of 336 amino acids.